AUGGCUGAUCCGGAGAAAGGAAAGAAAAUCUUUGUGCAAAAAUGUGCUGUGUGCCACACCAUUGAAAAAGGUGGAAAACAUAUGGUUGGACCUAACCUGUGGGGUAUUUUUGGACGAAAAACUGGAUCAGCUGAAGGAUUUCUCUAUACUGAUGCAAACAAGAGCAAAGGGAUCAUAUGGGGAGAGUCCACUCUAAUGGAAUAUUUGGAGAAUCCCAAAAAAUACAUUCCUGGAACAAAAAUGCUGUUCGCUGGUAUUAAGAAGAAAAGUGAACGUGCUGACCUUAUUGCUUAUUUAAAGAAAGCAUCGUCAUCAUGA
Messenger RNA from Hypanus sabinus (Atlantic stingray), 318 nucleotides. Its product is annotated as cytochrome c-like. The record is from RefSeq and is a predicted model, not a curated record. The transcript has 2 exons. NCBI's taxonomy places the organism in Eukaryota, Metazoa, Chordata, Chondrichthyes, Myliobatiformes, Dasyatidae. Gene Ontology annotation, cellular component: mitochondrial intermembrane space. Gene Ontology annotation, molecular function: electron transfer activity; heme binding. Gene Ontology annotation, biological process: mitochondrial electron transport, ubiquinol to cytochrome c; mitochondrial electron transport, cytochrome c to oxygen. The coding region runs from base 1 to 318 and encodes 105 amino acids.